AUGCGCCAACCACCAGCCAAGCGGAUAAGCAGGGAAGACUGGGGAAAGCACAAGCUGAACUUGCGGCAGCUGUACCGGGAGCAAGGCUUGCCACUGCCGCAGGUGAUGCGGGAGAUGAAAGCCCGACACAACUUUGAGGCAUCCAAAAAGCAGUAUCGCUACCGCCUUGGCGAAGUCUGGGGCUGGCUGAAGUACAACCAGGGCCACAAGCGGUCUCAAACUCCCGAGACACCAAGCUACCCGGCCAGCGACCUCGAGGACAGGGAUGUCCGAUACCUGAGCGUGAACUUGCCCGAGAGUGUCGAGGUGUCCUCCGUGGAGUUCGAUGGGAUGCCCACUCCGCCGAGUGGCUCCGAGGAUAACGACAGAGCCGACAGAGAUGCCUCGUUUCUGGGCAGGGAGUUCAUGUCGGUAUUUGCCGAUAGGUGCUUUCCAGUUGAUGACUGCAUCACCCCUUACGCAGUCCCUAAGCUGGAGAACUAUGGUGAGACUCCACCUGCUGCCGAUCCUUUCGAAGCGAAGAGCAGGGUAGUUCGAGGGAUCACUCUAGAAAUUCUGCCGAAGAACGGCUCCCUCGACGUGACUGCUUAUCAUCGUCUCAACUCCUCUCUCCAGGGAUCAUUCGAGAAGUUUGGAGAUGGCCAGCACACAGAGCUGGGUCAAGCCGACAAUAAGUUGCACAUCACAGAGCUGGGAAUUAUCGAGGAACAGCCAUGGUACGUCGAGUUCGACGAUAGCAGCCCAGCCUCGAGGUGCCUCUGGUCCUGCUUCUACUGGUGCAAGGAAAAAAUCCUUUUUUGCUCACCCGAUGCCGAGGUUCCCGCGCCGUUCGGUAGACUAGGAGAAGGAGAAGCCGAUGAUAAGGAGAACACCAUCAAUAAGGAUGUUUGCCUCUUCGUAUACCUCUGGGACACCUGGGCAUCGCGGGACAACAACGAAGCCGGUAUCGAAUGGGAGCAGAUGUCAGAGAAAGCCCUCGGAAUUACUCCGACGCAUGUACUGCACACGAUGAGCUCACUUAUCGUGAACGUGGCAGCGGACGAGUCAGGUCCUCCAACAACAGCCGCGCCGCCUUCGCCGUCGCCACCGCCAUCACUGCAACGGUCGAUGCUCAGUCUCCAAAAAGACAAGACCAUCACCACUCUCACUUUUAUCGAACUUGCCGAGAACGGAGUCAGGGCGAUCGGAAACGACGACAACGGCGGCUGGGCGAAGAGAAAGCUGGUCGCAGAGUUCGUGCGGGAGUUCGUGUACCUGCACGAUCCGCGCGGCGCGCAGGGGCAGGAUGAGCGUAAGUACCUCGAGGCUGCUAGAGCUGCUGCCGAGAUGUACGUCGAGCGCAAGUGGUUAUCGCUGGAGAGUCUGGACGGCCUAGAAGCGAUGGAUGUCCUGGAUGAUGCGGAGGAUAUCGGAGGCGACAGCUCUGUGGUGGAUGAUGACUGGAGCCUUGACGACUUGGACGAUGGUAGUGAGGUGUCGGAAGAGGAGUGA
This is a messenger RNA of Anthostomella pinea, 1491 nucleotides long. The record is from the annotation of a GenBank genome assembly. NCBI's taxonomy places the organism in Eukaryota, Fungi, Ascomycota, Sordariomycetes, Xylariales, Xylariaceae.